This is a messenger RNA of Larimichthys crocea (large yellow croaker), 3007 nucleotides long. It is a transcript of the gene slc26a11, whose product is annotated as solute carrier family 26 member 11. Gene Ontology annotation, molecular function: secondary active sulfate transmembrane transporter activity. The transcript has 15 exons. NCBI's taxonomy places the organism in Eukaryota, Metazoa, Chordata, Actinopteri, Sciaenidae. Gene Ontology annotation, biological process: sulfate transmembrane transport. Gene Ontology annotation, cellular component: membrane. The coding region runs from base 412 to 2235 and encodes 607 amino acids. The record is from RefSeq and is a predicted model, not a curated record.
GAGGGGAGAGACAACAGGAACCGGUGUCUCGCGCUGAUGGCAGAUUUUAGGAAGUGUUUUUUAUGAAAAGGAACAAAUGAGACGAUGAGCUGAAAAUCACAGCUGAGCCAGCAAACAAUGACAAAGAACAGGAUAUCAAGCAGAAUCACAGCAUGCAUCUGAAGAUAUGGCGUUCACUUCCUUUGAUGUGCUGUGUAUUUGUCCAGAAAAGCACUCAGACAAACUGACACAUGCAGGUACACAGAGCACUUUUUUGUGGUGUUUCCCUGACUGCCGGGUCUGUGAGGGAAGAGGAGGGGAAACAAAGCCAGAGAAAACAAGCUGCACUUCCCAAAAGACGACGAGUGGCUUUUAAAGCAGAGGAGGAAACUUCACUUUGUGUUCUCCUUCCACACCUUUUAUCCUCGAGCGAUGUCGCAGUCGCUGCUGGGACGAGUGUCAGCCGUCGGCUGGGGAUGCUGCUCCUACAGCACCCUGAAGUCCUGCCUGCCCAUCCUCUCCUGGCUGCCCAGGUACAAGCUGAAGUGGCUUCAGAUGGAUCUGCUCGCAGGCCUCACAGUCGGGCUGACGGCUGUACCUCAGGCGCUGGCUUAUGCUGAAGUGGCUGGCCUUCCUGUGCAGUACGGCCUCUACUCUGCCUUCAUGGGGGGGUUCAUCUAUGCCCUUCUGGGAACCUCUAAGGAUGUGACACUGGGUCCCACGGCCAUCAUGUCCCUCCUGUGUUUCUCUGUGGUGGGGGGGCACCCACACCAAGCCGUGCUGCUCAGUCUCCUCUGUGGACUCAUCCAAGCUAUAAUGGCAUUACUGAGAUUAGGUUUCCUGCUGGACUUUAUCUCUUUCCCGGUAAUAAAAGGCUUCACUUGUGCUGCUGCGGUAACCAUCAGCUUUGGCCAAGUGAAGAAUAUUCUGGGACUCCAGGACAUUCCCCAUGACUUCAUCCUGGAGGUUUACUACACCUUUUACAGGAUCCCAGAAGCCAGGAUAGGUGAUGUGGUAUUGGGACUGCUCUGUCUCUCUCUCCUGGUCAUGUUGAUGUUAAUGAAGAAGAGUCUGGGCUCUGAUGACAUUCCUUACUCCACUUCCUCAAGAUUCGCCAGGAAACUAGUGUGGACUGUCGCUACCAUGCGUAAUGCUCUGGUAGUCGUGGCUGCAACCCUUGUAGCAUUUUCCUGGAAUGGUUAUGGUCAUCAGGUGUUUACAAUCACUGGGGAAACUUCCCGGGGGCUCCCACCAUUCAGGCCCCCACCCACCACUUACAUCACAGACAAUGGCACUGUCGUCUCUUUUGGAGAGAUUGUAGAGGGCUUUGGGGAAGACCUUGUUGUAAUUCCCUUCAUGGGUCUGUUGGAGAGCAUUGCUAUUGCAAAAGCUUUUGCCAGUCAAAACGACUACAGAAUCGAUGCCAAUCAGGAGCUGUUGGCAAUCGGUGUGACCAACAUCAUGGGUUCCUUUGUGUCAGGAUACCCUGUUACUGGCAGCUUUGGGAGGACAGCAGUGAACUCCCAGACUGGUGUUUGCACUCAAGCUGGAGGUAUCGUCACCAGUGUGAUAGUGUUGCUUUCCCUGGCGUUCCUCAUGCCGGCCUUCUACUACAUCCCCAAAGCUUCUCUGGCUGCUGUUGUCAUCUGUGCGGUAGCUCCAAUGAUGGAUUACCAAGUUGUGGCUAACAUGUGGAGGAUACGCAAACUGGACCUGCUGCCUUUUUUUGUGACGUUCCUGAUGAGUUUCUGGCAGGUGCAGUACGGCAUUGUGGGAGGUAUAGCUGUAUCUGGAGCCCUGCUGCUGUACAAUACGGCAAGACCACAGAUAAAGGUGUCUGAUCAUGGUGUGCUAGUGAUGGAGUUGGGCAGUGGACUCAGCUUUCCUGCCACAGAGCACCUCAGCCACAUCAUGCACACUCAGGCUCUGCAGGCGUCUCCUCCACGGUCAGUGAUCCUGGACUGCCACCAUGUCAGCAUCAUAGAUUACUCAGUGAUCAGCGAGAUCAGGGACCUUCUGAGGCAGUUCAAACUCAGAAAAGUGCGACUGUAUUUUGCCAGAUUGCAGCCCUCUGUUCUGAAGGUUCUUCUCGCAGCUGAUCUGCAGGACCUUGUAUAUACACACAGUGUGGAUGCAGCACUGCAGAUGGAGUCGGGAACCUCCUCAAUGACUGAUGCAAACUUUGUCCAAUCCCAGAAUGGAGAGGAGAUGUUUGAUGCGGAACAGAAGGAAUUUAGCAACAGCGCUGAUCAGUGAUAUUUCUGAUAUGGGAUCAUUGGGCUGUUAUGAGGUCAAAAAGUGAAGAACUACCUCCAACAACUGAUUUACUGACUGUUAGGUGCGUCCUUCUUUUUCCGGUUAAAGGAAAGUGUUGCACUAAACUUUGUCUGUUGAACUUGACUUUGGAAAUGUUUGGGAGAAACACUAGCGAGAUUACAACACUACAUUUCCAUUGCACAAAAACAUUGGACCAGGAGUCUAAUUCUGUGUUUUAUAGCAUUUUGUAGCUUUGUGGGACAUUAUGUAUUUUGUAUGAAUAAGGAGAUAAUGAGAGAAACUAUAAUACUGAUUUAUAUGAUUAAUCAUUUUCCAAAAAUAUGGACAGCGUGUGUAAAGGAUACCAGAGCAGCGCUGGGGUGUUGUUUAGCUCAGUCGGUAUGGGGCCGCUCCAUGUACAAAAAGGCUCAGUCCUUGCCACGGCAGCCCAGGGUUCGAAGCCGACCUGUGGCUCUUUCCCGCAUGUCAUUCUCCAUCUCUCACUCCCUGCAUUUCUGUCACUCUUCAGCUGUCUUUAUACAAUAAGGCUAAAAAAAUCUUUUAAAAAAAUAACAAAAAAUAGCAGUGCCAUCAAUGAAUAAUUAGUAAUUUUUUUAUCGAUGUAAAAGGACAUGUAAUGUAAUUGAUUCCUCUUCUUUUUUAGUAAGGAAAUGUUUUACAAGGUAGUGCAAAAUGGUUUUAAUUGACUUACAAUUAAUCACAUUAUUAACCUAAAUCAAUAAUUUUUUAUUGAAUAAAAAGUUUAUAUUUU